CUCCUCAACUCAUUGUUCUUGCUCUGUUUUUAUUCAUUUAUUAUUUUAGCCAUUGCAUACCUCCCAUGCACACGGCCACCUUCACCCCCCGUUUCCCACGACUUUCUCUUUCUCUUUCUCAUUCCCUUCCUCUUCCUCUUCCUCUUCUUGCAUCUCUUCUCCGGUGGCGCGAGGCAUGCAGCUUUUCCAGACGUUAACGGAGGGCGGCGCCCACUUAGAGCUCACCCCCACCACCACCUCCGCGCUGGCCAGGGUGCCUUCGGAAGCAUGUGCCGUGGCGGUAGGAUGUUCGCCCCCACCAAGAUCUGGCGCUGUUGGCACCGCAAGAUCAACGUCAACUAGAAGCGGUACGGGGUUUCCGUCAUCGCCGCCUCAGCCGUCCCCUCACUCGUGAUGGCUCGUGGGCACAGGAUUGAAUCCGUCCCGGAGCUUCCUCUGGUGAUUGGAGAUUCGGCCGAGAGUGUCGAGAAAACGUCGGCGGCGAUUGAUAUUCUGAAGCAAGUUGGCGCUUAUCCUGAUGUAGAGAAGGCGAAAGACAGCCACGGUAUUCGUCCCGAAAAGGGUAAGAUGAGGAACCGCCGCUACAUUUCAAGGAAAGGUCCGUUGAUCGUCUACGACACGGAGGGUGCGAAGCUUGUAAAGGCUUUCCGGAACAUUCCUGGGGUUGAGGUUGCUAACGUCAAGCGGCUCAAUCUUCUGAAACUCGCUCCCGGUGGCCAUCUUGGAAGGUUCAUUAUCUGGACCAAAUCGGCAAUUGAGAAGGUGGAUUCAAUCUAUGGAUCCUUUGAUAAGACAUCGGAGAAGAAGAAGGGAUACCUCUUGCCACGCGCAAAGAUGGUAAAUGCUGAUUUGGCUAGGAUCAUCAACUCGGACGAGGUUCAGUCUGUGGUGAGGCCAAUCAAGAAGGAGAUGAAGAGGGCACCAAUGAAGAAGAACCCGCUCAAGAACUUGAAUACAAUGUUGAAGCUGAAUCCAUAUGCCAAGACUACAAGGAGGAUGGCUCUUCUGGCUGAGGCACAACGGGUCAAGGCCAAGAAGGAGAAGCUUGACAAGAGAAAGGGCUUGAAGGCGGCUGCCAAGAAGGCUGCUGGUGAAAAUGAUGAUGCCCAGGUAGAGAGGCGGGUCGUGAUGGAGAUUGAGGUUCUGGGCUUGCCCAUGAUGACGAAUAUGGGUUUGAGUGGGAGCUCAGGCCCAAGUUUGUUGAUGGAGGGCCUCAUGCCCAUCACCCUCAUGGCCCAUACCCAUAUUGAGUCAACCCAUUUAGCUGCUUCAAUGCUAAGCAAUUGUCAAGCUUCUCAUUUUCGUAAUUUAUUCAUUUAUUUAUCUAUUUUUAUUUUUCAUUUUAUUUUGUUUUAUCUUAUUUUACUUUCACAUAUUUUUUAACUUAACCUAAACUCAACUAAAAGACAAAUUAUUAGGAAUGAAUACCAUUUUCGAAGCUUAAAAUAAUUUAUAUUUUAUCUUCUCUUC
Vitis vinifera (wine grape) is the source of this 1470-nucleotide messenger RNA. RefSeq names its product large ribosomal subunit protein uL4-like. The record is from RefSeq and is a predicted model, not a curated record. Gene Ontology annotation, biological process: translation. NCBI's taxonomy places the organism in Eukaryota, Viridiplantae, Streptophyta, Magnoliopsida, Vitales, Vitaceae. Gene Ontology annotation, cellular component: ribosome; cytosolic large ribosomal subunit. Gene Ontology annotation, molecular function: structural constituent of ribosome; RNA binding.